Capsicum annuum is the source of this 1130-nucleotide messenger RNA. RefSeq lists its product as uncharacterized. The transcript has 2 exons. Lineage: Eukaryota; Viridiplantae; Streptophyta; Magnoliopsida; Solanales; Solanaceae. The coding region runs from base 329 to 862 and encodes 177 amino acids. The record is from RefSeq and is a predicted model, not a curated record.
UAUGUUUUGACUUUUGAAUUAGCUUCACUUUAGACUUUGGCUUGAUAAUCACCCAUUAAUUUUAAAAGGCCCAUUCUAAUAUAUGCAUACAUCUUUCAAUCCUCCAGUGAUCAAUUUUCUCAUGCAAUGUAUUGAAAAGGAUCUUCUGAAUGUCAUUAGCCAUCAUCAUCGUUAUCAUAGAUUGUCAUUGUAUAUAAGAGCUUAUGUUUUCCCUAAUUAAAACUCUUUUCAAGAUUUGUUAUAUAGUUUUUGCUUGAGAGAAAUUAAAUUAGAAACAUUUUCUCCAACUUUAAUUAAUGUAUACAAGCGAUUUUGAAUUAAUUAGAAUAUGAAGUUCUUGGAAACGGCAAAAACAAUUCGUCUGAAAACGCACAAUGGGAAAUACCUAAUUGCAAGCAAUGAUGAGAAAUCUAUACGCCAAAGCCGUGAUGGCUCAACACCAAAUGCACUUUGGUCCGUAGAGUUAUUGGAUGGCCAACACUAUAUCCGCCUUAAAAGUUGUUAUGGCAAGUAUUUGACAGCUUCAAAUGUUCCAUUACUUCCUAAGGUCACCAGAUCAAGAAAAGUGAUGCAGACGUUGCCUGAGAAAUUGUGUUCGGCAACAGAAUGGGAGGCAGAACAAGAUGGGUCAAUAUACCAAGUGCGUCUAAAGACGCGAUACGGCCAUUUCCUAAGACCCUUUGGAGGAAUACCCCCAUGGAGGAACAUUGUCACACAUGAUAUUCCUCAUAGAAAAAAUGCUACUCUUUGGGAAAUUGAAGUUAUGGAGACUCGUUUGGUUCCCAAAAAUGUUCAACAACCUGCUACAAAUUUUGCCCAAAUUACCAAAUCAUUCUCUUGCUCUUUUACCGAGCCCAUAUAAACAAAUGAAUUGUAUAUCAUUCUAAAUUCUGGGUGCUUUUUAUUAAGUUGGCUUGAAAAUCAUCAAUGUUUUUUGGUAAAAAAAUGUCUGUCUAUAAUUCUUUUGCUAUACAUUCUGAUUCUUGUUAUUAUGUGAUGAUUAGUAAAAAGAAAUGAUUAAAACAUUCAAAACAUUUAAAAAUUGAUAAGUUGUACAUAUGAUAAAUCACAUGUUAUUUUUUGGAGUGUAUACUAACAAUAUUAAAUUACAGAUAAUAUAUUAAAUUAUU